Penaeus chinensis is the source of this 1186-nucleotide messenger RNA. RefSeq names its product eukaryotic translation initiation factor 3 subunit H-like (gene eIF3h). NCBI's taxonomy places the organism in Eukaryota, Metazoa, Arthropoda, Malacostraca, Decapoda, Penaeidae. Bases 57 to 1076 code for a protein of 339 amino acids. Gene Ontology annotation, cellular component: cytosol; cytoplasm; eukaryotic 43S preinitiation complex. The record is from RefSeq and is a predicted model, not a curated record. Gene Ontology annotation, molecular function: translation initiation factor activity; protein binding; metallopeptidase activity. The transcript is spliced from 6 exons.
UAGUCACAGAGAAUUUGUCCCACAUUGUUACAAUUACACUUACACCCGUAGUCGCCAUGAGUUCCUCCCGCAAAACCGUCGCAAUUUCUGGGCGAAAUAAGCGAGAAACUGAAAAUUCUCGUGUCAAUAUCAAUGUGGUGCAGCUGGAAGGCUUGGCAUUGAUGAAAAUCAUCAAGCACUGCCAUGAGGAAGGUGCCGGCAACACAGACGUGGCUCAGGGUGUCCUGCUUGGCCUGGUCGUGGACGAGAGGCUUGAGAUCACAAACUGCUUCCCAUUCCCACGCCAUGCUGAUGAUGUCGAUGAAGAGGAUUAUCAGCUGGAAAUGAUGAGGCAUCUGCGCAAAGUCAACGUAGACCACCUUAGUGUUGGCUGGUACCAGAGCACACAGCUUGGUAACUUCAUCACCACACAGCUCCUUGAGUCUCAGUUUUCCUACCAGACAAGCAUUGAAGAGUCAGUCGUUCUCAUCUAUGACCCUAUCAAGACUGCCAGGGGCUUCCUCUCCAUCAAGGCAUACCGUCUGACCCCAGAGGCCAUUAACACUGUCCAGGAGCGUGAUUACACCCCUGAGGCCCUAAAGAAGGGAAGACUAGGCUAUGAGAAUCUCUUCCAGGAGAUCCGAUUAGUCAUAAAGAACUCUCAUCUCGUCAACACACUCAUGUGUGAAUUAUAUGAGAUGAUGCCCAGCAGCGAGGGUAUGCAGUUCCUUGACUUGGGCACAAUGUCGACACUUGACCGCCAGCUUAGGUGCUUAAUGGACUACGUGGAUGACCUCAGCCAAGAAGCCAACAAGUUCAACAACUUUCAGCGACAGAAUGCCAAGCAGUUGCAGGACAAGCACAAGUUCAUGCAGAAGAGGGCUGCAGAGAAUGCCCAGCGCCAGGCCCGUGGAGAGCCCCCUCUGCCUGAGGAGGAUGUUAGCAAGCAAUUCAAGCCCAUUGCUCCCCUGCCAAGACUUGAUGCUAUGAUCACCUCUGGACAGAUUUCGAACUACUGCAAGCAAAUUUCGCAGUUCUGCAGCCAGUCACUGGGCAAGCUGUAUGUGGCUAAGGCAUUGCAGAAUGAUAGGAAAUAAUAAGGAUUUGUGCUAAUUUUUUCACUUUUUUUUGUCUUUUUUUAUUUUUAUUUUUUGAGAAGAGGAACUUGAAGAAACUGAAUAAAAAAAACAUAACAUGAUGACUGAGA